AAACUUAGAUGGUGCUGUAAGUCUUCUGAACGAAAUGAAGCAGAAAGGCAUUCCUCCAGACAUAGUCACGUAUAGUUCAUUGAUUGAUGGUUUGUGUAAGUUUGGUCAAUGGGAAAAGGUUAGGAUUUUGUUCUCUGAAAUGAUGAACCUUAAUAUUUAUCCAGAUGUGCGCACCUUCACUAUACUAACAGAUGGAUUAUGCAAAGAAGGGAAAGUAGAAGACGCUGAGGAAGUAAUGAGACAAAUGGUCAGAAAAGGUGUAGAACCUAAUAUAAUUAUAUACACUGUGAUAAUGGACGACUAUUGUUUGCAUGGCAAACUGGAUAGAGCGAGGAGAGUUUUUGAUUUCAUGAUAGAUAAGAAAAUUGAACCUGACAUUAUUUGCUAUAGUGUACUGAUAAAUGGAUACUGUAAAGUAAAACAAUUGGCCGAGGCCAUGCAAUUGUUUCAUGAAAUUUCUCAAAAGGGAUCAAAACCUGAUAUUUUUACCUACAAUAUCCUCUUGCAAGGUCUGUUUGAAGCUGGAAAAAUUGACUCUGCAAAAAAAUUCUUUGCUGAGAUGCUAUCAACGGGGCUUGUACCUGAUUUAUACACUCUCUGCACUUUGCUCAAUGGUUAUUUUAAAUAUGGACUUGUUGAAGAAGCUAUGUCGUUCUUUAAUAAGUUGGAAAGAGAGAUAGAAUAUACUAGUAUUGAAUUUUACAAUGUUGUCAUUAAUGGAUUGUGCAAAAAUGGUGAACUCGACAAAGCUCGUGUGAUAUUUGAGAAGCUUUCUUUAAUUGGAAUGCUUCCAAAUGUGAGAACAUACACUAUAAUGAUAAAUGGAUUUAGUCUCGAAGGGUUUCUGGAUGAAGCUAAAGAUAUGCUUAGAAAAAUGGAGGACAACGGUUGUAUGCCAAACAAUGUUACAUACAAUGUUUUUGUGCGAGGAUACCUAAGGUGCAGUAAAAUAAAUGAAAUGGCAACUUAUAUGAAGGAAAUGGUUAGAAAGGGCUUCUCAUGUGAUGCAGAUACAACUGAGUUACUGGUAAAUGUUAUAAGGGAGAAUCCUUCUGUCCUUGACAUGAUACCUGAGUUUCGAUCUGACUAUAAGAAGCAUGUUAUUUCCAGAUUUGUGGAAAAACAGUUGUGUGUCUUAUUUUAUGCUUCAAUGCUGUGUUAUACUGCUGGUAACUUUAGUAUAAUUAGUGAAGUAAUUAGUGGGAUGGAGAUGGACACAGUAGAAGGGAAGUUUGUGCUAUGCUCUGUACUCACUAUAAGAGAGAUUCCUUUGGCAUUUGAGAUGAGGAGAUUUUGUGUACGCAAUGGUAUUCCUUUUCUCUCUUUUUCUCCUAAUUCUCAUUCUUGUUUUACGGCAAUUACAGUGAGAAUUUAUAGUAAUAAAUCCAUUUCUGCAAUGGAUAAAUUUGAUUUUGGGGUUAACAUCAACUGUUUAGAUGAUGCUGUGAUUCUCUUUAAGCAAAUGGUUACAAUGAAGAAUCUUCCUUCUCUUGUUGAUUUCUGUAAAUUAUUUAAGACUACGAUAAAUAUGAAGCAUUAUUCUGCUGUUGUUUCUCUUUUUCGAGAAAUGCAGAAAUUGGCUAUCCCAAUUAAUGGAGUCAUCUUAAAUAUUGUCAUUAAUAGUUAUUGCCUGAUGCAUCGUGUUGAUUGUGCAUUUUCGGUGUUACCCAUUUACUUGAAGAAUGGCAUUCCAUUUGAUGUUGUCACCUUUAACACCCUAUUAAGGGGAAUCUUUGCUGAAAAUAAGGUCAAAGAUGCUGUUGAAUUGUUCAAAAAGGUGGUGCGAGAAAAGAUUUGUGAACCUAAUGAAGUCAUGUAUGGAACCGUCAUGAAUGGGCUUAGUAAAAGGGGUCAUACAGAGAAGACUUUAAGUUUGCUCCGGUUAAUGGAACAAGGGAACACUAAGCCCAACAUAAUUAACUACAACAUCAUCAUAGAUGCCCUUUGCAAAGAUGGAAACUUAGAUGCUGCUAUCAAUCUUAUGAAUGAGAUGAAGCAGAAAGAUAUUCCUCCAAAUAUAGUUAUAUAUAACUCAAUAAUUGAUGGUAUGUGUAAGCUUGGUGAAUGGGAAAAGUGUAAGACUUUGUUCUCUGAGAUGGUAAACCUUAAUAUUUAUCCAAAUGUACGCACCUUCAACAUACUAACAGAUGGACUAUGCAAAGAAGGGAAAGUCGAAGAUGCUAAGGAAGUAAUGGGAUACAUGAUUGAAAAAGGUAUAGAGCCUGAUAUAAUCACCUACAAUGCAAUAAUGCAUGGAUAUUGUUUGAGUGGUCAACUUGAUGGAGCGAGGAAACUUUUUGAUUUCAUGAUAAAUAAGUGCAUUGAGCCUAACAUUGUUAGCUAUAACAUACUAAUAAAUGGAUACUGUAAGAAAAAGAAAUUGGCUAAGGCCAUGCAAUUGUUUUGUGAAAUUUCUCAAAAGGGACCAAAGCCUACUACUUUUAUCUACAAUACUAUCUUGCAAGGUCUGUUUGAUGUCGGAAGAAUUGGAUCUGCUAAAAAUAUGUAUGCUGAGAUGCUAUCUGCAGGGUGUAUUCCUGAUUUGUACACUCACAGCACUUUGCUCAAUGGUUAUUUUAAGUAUGGACUUGUUGAAGAAGUUAUUUCACUCUUUAAUAAGUUGGAAAAACAGGGAGAAAAUAUGGAUAUUGUAUUUUACAAUGUUGUCAUUAAUGGAUUGUGCAAAAAUGGUAAACUUGACAAAGCUCAUACUCUUUUUGAGAAGCUUUCUUCAAUGGGAUUGCUUCCGAAUGUGAGAACAUACACUACAUUGAUAACUGGAUUUUGUCUACAAGGAUUAUUAGAUGAAGCUAAAGAUAUGCUUCUGAAAAUGGAGGGCAACAAUUGUUUUCCAGACAAUGUCACCUACAAUGUUAUGGUGAAAGGAUUCCUCAGGUGCAGCAGAAUUAGUGAAAUGACAACUUUCAUGAAGGAAAUGACCGGAAGAGGCUUCUCAGUUGAUGCAUCUACAACUGAGUUGUUGGUAAACAUUAUAAGGGAUAAUCCUUUUGUCCUUGACAUGAUACCCGAGCUUCACUUGAAAAAUAAGAAGUGAAUAUUUCUUUCGCUUGUUUUAUUCGGCUAUGCUAUCACUGUGAUACAAUUUCCCUUUUAUCCAUGCAAAAGAAAUGGCAUACUAUGCAAUCGCAGAAGCUGAUUGCACUUAGGAUGCUGCUUGAGAUUUUUAGGCAGGCCUAUUGAGGAGGUUGCUUUUGAUUACUCACUGUGGUGGAAGUUUCAGAAAGAUGGCAAGUUUAUUGUCAAAGUAUGUUUUAGAAAUUUUUGGGGAAUAUGGGAAGCAUUCAAAAGGACUGGCCAUUGAGAACAAUUUGGAAGUCAAUUGCACCCCUGGAAGCCACCUGUUUCACUUGGAUCGCUAAUCCCGAAGCUUGUUCUGUGCAGCAGCCAGCAGAUGCUUUUUGUGUGAAAGUGCUCAUGAAUAAGUAAAUCAUCUACUGCUUGACUGCACCUUCACUAGACAGAUCUAGACAAUGUUUCGUGCUAUUUUUGGUGUCCAACAGGUCAUGCCAGGAUGCAUUAAACUUGCACUAAGCAGCUGGAACAAGCAGCUUCACAAAGGGACAAUGAACACUAUGAAAUUGCUAUUCCUUCCUUCAUUUUAUGGUCUAUUUGGAUGGAGAGGAAUUGUAGAUAUUUCAAUGACAAGAGAAGCAAGAAAAAAAGGUAUGGCGAGACUGGAUCACCUUGCCUUAGACCCGUCUGAGCAGGGAAUUUUUUUUCCCCGUAGUACCAUUAAUAAUGAUAGAUACUCUUUAACAGCAGUAACAGCGUACUUUUAUCCAUUACAAUACUUUGACAGAGUAAGCUGAGAAUUCUUUUUUGACAAUUAUGUAAUCUGAGAAUUCUUGUUCAGUGUAGUAUC
Messenger RNA from Solanum stenotomum, 3883 nucleotides. RefSeq names its product pentatricopeptide repeat-containing protein At1g63330-like. The record is from RefSeq and is a predicted model, not a curated record. The transcript has 4 exons. NCBI's taxonomy places the organism in Eukaryota, Viridiplantae, Streptophyta, Magnoliopsida, Solanales, Solanaceae. Gene Ontology annotation, molecular function: protein binding. Bases 35 to 3055 code for a protein of 1006 amino acids.